Messenger RNA from Penicillium taxi, 1110 nucleotides. Its product is annotated as NADPH:quinone oxidoreductase family protein. Lineage: Eukaryota; Fungi; Ascomycota; Eurotiomycetes; Eurotiales; Aspergillaceae. The record is from RefSeq and is a predicted model, not a curated record. Bases 1 to 1110 code for a protein of 369 amino acids. Gene Ontology annotation, molecular function: zinc ion binding; oxidoreductase activity. Gene Ontology annotation, cellular component: mitochondrion. The transcript has 3 exons.
AUGCGCGCCAUCCAAGUCAGCGAAUACGUCCAGGUCAGUCCCCGCAGGACCCGUAAAACAAAGACAAAAAAGAAACUCACAUCUACGUCACAGGGCCCUCUAGACCUCAAGGUCUCAUCCGUACCAACACCAAGCCCAUCACCUGAUAAAUACCUGAUAGAGAUACACUCAGCCGGCACAAACUUCUUCGACAUCCUCCAAAUCCAAGGCAAAUAUCAAAACCAACCCCCACUCCCGUGGAUCGGCGGCGCCGAGUUCGCGGGUACAAUCGCUGCCAUCCCGACGGCAUCUACAAGCGCGCGCUACAAGGUCGGCGACCGCGUCUUCGGCGCCACACAAGGCGCAUACGCAACCCACGUCCUAGCACCAGAAUCAGUCCUCCUCCCAAUUCCAACAGACUGGACCUUCGCCUCCGCAGCCGGCCUCUUCGUAACAGCACCAACCUCCUACGGCGCCCUCGUGCACCGCGCAUCCAUAAAAGCCGGCGACUGGGUGCUCGUGCACGCAGCUGCCGGCGGCGUCGGGCUCGCCGCAGUGCAAAUCGCCAAAGCGUUUGGAGCAACAGUGAUCGCGACGGCCGGGACGGCGCGAAAGCGCGAGAUAGCGGCCCUGUUUGGUGCGGACUAUGUCAUCGACUACACGGCUACAAACUGGGCGGAUGAAGUGAAGGCGCUGUGUGCUAAGCAUCGGAGCGGAAAUGGGGUUUCUGGCGUUGAUAUCGUGUAUGACCCUGUUGGGAUGAUCGAGGCUAGUCUUAAGUGUGUGGGGUGGAAUGCUAGACUGCUGGUUAUUGGGUUUGCGGCUGGGAAGAUUGAGAAGGUUGCGCUGAACCGGGUGUUGUUGAAGAAUGUGAGUCUGGUCGGGAUUCAUUGGGGGCAGUAUGCGCGUUUUGAGACUGAGACUGUGCGGACUGUUUGGGAGGGGAUCUUUGAGUUGGUUAGACGUGGUAAGUUCCGGGGCACUACGUUUUCGGAUGAGAGCUUUGUUGGGUUGGAGAGUGUUCCGGCUGCUUUAAAGGCACUUGGGGGGAGGGAGACGUGGGGGAAGGUUGUUGUGAAUGUGAAGGAGGAGAAGAGAAGUAGUAGUGCGCAAGGAGUCAUGCUCUGGUAA